This is a messenger RNA of Sciurus carolinensis (gray squirrel), 9096 nucleotides long. It is a transcript of the gene Ncor2, whose product is annotated as nuclear receptor corepressor 2. The transcript has 48 exons. Gene Ontology annotation, molecular function: transcription corepressor activity. Gene Ontology annotation, biological process: negative regulation of transcription by RNA polymerase II. The record is from RefSeq and is a predicted model, not a curated record. NCBI's taxonomy places the organism in Eukaryota, Metazoa, Chordata, Mammalia, Rodentia, Sciuridae. Bases 468 to 8147 code for a protein of 2559 amino acids.
GUCGUCCGGGUUGCGGCCGUGGGUCGGCCCUGCGGCUUGUCCCCGAGGGUCUCCGCGGCUCUGGUUUUGGGGAGCACCGUGCAGGAGCCUGGGGGGCCUGCCUGGCCUUCGGCCCCUGCAGGGCCGCCUGGCUGGGGUGGGAGCCCAAGUCUCGCGGGAAGGGAGCGGCCGCCCGGGCCUGGCUGCAGCCCUGCGGGAAGGAUGGGCCUGCGGCUGGCCGCGGCGUGUCUCCUGGAGGCCAGCGGCUGCCCGUGCGCCUGCACUGCACUGCCCCCCGGCUGGCACGGCCGCCCCCCGCCCGCCGUCCUGUGAGCGGGGGUCCUGCCAGCUGUGCUCCCAGCCGCCAGUGAGGCUGCUCAUGUGGUCGGAGCUUGUGACAGGGGGGCCCGUGGUCAGGUGACGAGGACCGGCGGCAGCCCUUAGUGCUGGUUACGAGUUUCCAGGGCCUGAGGCCCAGCGCCUGCGCCAUGUCGGGAUCCACGCAGCCCGUGGCACAGACGUGGAGGGCCACCGAGGCCCGCUACCCGCCCCACGGCAUCUCCUACCCCGUGCAGAUCUCCCGACCCCAUGCGGACGUGGGGCUGCUGGAGUACCAGCCCGCCCGGGACUACGCCUCGCACCUGUCGCCCGGCGCCAUGAUGCAGCCCCCGAGGAGGAGGCCCUCCCUGCUGUCCGAGUUCCAGCCCGGGAGCGAACGGUCCCAGGAGCUGCACCUGCGCCCUGAGUCCCACGCGUACCUGCCCGAGCUGGCCAAGUCGGAGAUGGAGUUCAUGGAGAGCAAGCGCCCGCGCCUGGAGCUGCUCCCCGAGCCCCUGCUGCGGCCGUCCACCCUGCUGGCCUCGGGCCAGCCCGGCGGCUCUGAGGACCUCACCAAGGAGCGCAGCCUGACGGGCAAGCUGGAGCCUGUGUCGCCCCCCAGCCCCCCGCACGCCGACCCUGAGCUGGAGCUGCUGCCGCCCCGGCUGUCCAAGGAGGAGCUGAUCCAGAACAUGGAUCGCGUGGACCGCGAGAUCAGCAUGGUGGAGCAGCAGAUCUGCAAGCUGAAGAAGAAGCAGCAGCAGCUGGAGGAGGAGGCCGCCAAGCCGCCCGAGCCCGCGAAGCCCGUGUCGCCCCCGCCGCUGGAGUCCAAGCACCGCAGCCUUGUGCAGAUCAUCUACGACGAGAACCGGAAGAAGGCCGAGGCUGCGCAUCGGAUCCUGGAAGGCCUGGGGCCCCAGGUGGAGCUGCCGCUGUACAACCAGCCCUCGGACACCCGGCAGUACCACGAGAACAUCAAGAUAAACCAGGCGAUGCGGAAGAAGCUCAUCCUGUACUUCAAGCGCAGGAACCACGCUCGGAAGCAAUGGGAGCAGAAGUUCUGCCAGCGCUAUGACCAGCUCAUGGAGGCGUGGGAGAAGAAGGUGGAGCGCAUCGAGAACAACCCCCGGCGCCGCGCCAAGGAGAGCAAGGUGCGCGAGUACUACGAGAAGCAGUUCCCGGAGAUCCGCAAGCAGCGGGAGCUGCAGGAGCGCAUGCAGAGCAGGGUGGGCCAGCGGGGCAGUGGGCUCUCCAUGUCGGCUGCGCGCAGUGAGCACGAGGUGUCUGAGAUCAUCGACGGCCUCUCAGAGCAGGAGAACCUGGAGAAGCAGAUGCGCCAGCUGGCCGUGGUCCCGCCCAUGCUGUUCGACGCGGACCAGCAGCGCAUCCGGUUCAUCAACAUGAACGGGCUCAUGGACGACCCCAUGAAGGUGUACCGGGACCGCCAGGUCACCAACAUGUGGAGCGAGCAGGAGAAGGAGACCUUCCGCGAGAAAUUCAUGCAGCACCCCAAGAACUUUGGCCUGAUCGCUUCGUUUCUGGAGAGGAAGACGGUGGCCGAGUGUGUCCUCUACUACUACCUGACCAAGAAGAACGAGAACUACAAGAGCCUGGUGAGGCGCAGCUACCGGCGCCGGGGCAAGAGCCAGCAGCAGCAGCAGCAGCAGCAGCAGCAGCAGCAGCAGAUGCCUCGGGGCGGCCAGGAGGAGAAGGAGGAGAAGGAGAAGGAGAAGGAGGCGGAGAAGGAGGAGGAGAAGCCCGACCUGGACCAGGACCGGGAGGAGCUGGCCAAGGAGAAGACCGAGGAUACUUCUGGGGAGGACAACGAUGAGAAGGAGGCCGUGGCCUCCAAAGGCCGCAAAACUGCCAACAGCCAGGGCCGCCGCAAAGGCCGCAUCACGCGCUCCAUGGCCAACGAGGCCAGCCACGAGGAGGCUGCGACCCCUCAACAGAGCGCCGAGCUGGCUUCCCUGGAGAUGAACGAGAGCUCUCGCUGGACCGAGGAGGAGAUGGAGACGGCCAAGAAAGGUCUCCUGGAGCAUGGCCGGAACUGGUCGGCCAUCGCCCGGAUGGUGGGCUCCAAGACCGUGUCCCAGUGUAAGAACUUCUACUUCAACUACAAGAAGCGGCAGAACCUGGACGAGAUCCUGCAGCAGCACAAGCUGAAGAUGGAGAAGGAGAGGAAUGCCCGGAGGAAGAAGAAGAAAGCCCCGGCCGCGGCCAGUGAGGAGACGGCCUUCCCGCCCGUGGUGGAGGACGAGGAGAUGGAGGCCUCGGGCGCCAGUGGGAACGAGGAGGAGAUGGCAGAGGAGGCCGAAGCUGUGCCCGCCUCUGGCAGUGAGGUGUCCCGAGGGGAAUGCAGCGGCCCAGCCGCCGUCACCAACGGCUCCGACACAGAGAGCGUCCCCUCUCCACGCGCCGAGGCUGCCAAGGACCUGGGGCAGAACGGGCCCCAAGCCCCACCUGCCCUGGGUGCCGAGGGGACGCCCACCGAGCCACCCACCCCUCCACCUGAGGACGCCCCGGCCCCCGCCCAGCCCGCCCCAGCCGUGGACGCCAGUGGCCCCCCCACGCCCCCACCAGCUCCCUCGUCACCCACUGCACCCCCUCCUGUGGCCCCCGAGGAGGAGAAGGAGGAGGAGACCACCGCGGCACCCCCAGCGGAGGACGGAGAGGAAGAGAAGCCCCCUGCAGCUGAGGAGCCCGAGGGGGAUGCGGGGAAGAUGGAAGAGUCUGGGUCGGUGCCUGAGGAGCCCGUCCAGGCUGACCGAAAGGAGGAGGCCGAGGAGGAAGACCCGGACAAGGCCCGGGGUGCAGAGGCCAGCACGGAGGCUGUGCCCGCGGGGCCACUCAAGGCGGAGAAGAAGGAGGGCGGGGGCGGCAGAGCCCCUGCCAGGGCCUCGGGCGCCCCCCAGGACAGCGACUCCAGCGCCACGUGCAGCGCAGACGAGGCAGACGAGCCUGAGGGAGGAGACAAGCACCGGCUGCUGUCCCCGAGGCCCCGUCUCCUCACUCCGACCAGUGACCCCAGGGCCAACACGUCACCCCAGAAGCCUCUGGACCUGAAGCAGCUGAAGCAGCGGGCGGCCGCCAUCCCCCCCAUUCAGGUCACCAAGGUCCUCGAGCCACCCCGGGAGGAGCCGGCGCCCCCCACCCCGCAGCACCUGCCUCCGGAGUGCGACAGCCCCCCGCAGCCCUGCGGCAGCCCUCGAGGCUGCGGCAGCAGGAGCCCCGCGCCCCCCCGCGAGCAGGAGGAGAAGCCUGCAUUUUUCCCAACCUUCGCGGCCGAGGGCCAGAAGUUGCCCGCAGAGCCCCCUUGCUGGACCUCGGGCCUGCCCUUCCCCGUGCCCCCUCGGGAGGUGAUCAAGGCCUCCCCGCACGCCCCAGACCCCUCCGCCUUCGCCUAUGCUCCACCCGGUCACCCGCUGCCCCUGGGCCUCCAUGACAGCGCCCGGCCAGUUCUGCCACGCCCUGCCACCGUCUGCAACCCGCCGCCCCUCAUCUCCUCCAGGCACCCUGGCGUCCUCGAGAGGCACUUGGCUGCCACCUCCCAGGUAUGUGGCAGGGUGGACGGCAGUGCUCUGACGCGGGACCCCUGUGACCCCCCUGCCCUGCAGGGAGUGUCUGUCCAGCUCCACGUCCCGUACUCAGAGCACGCCAAGGCCCCCGUGGGCCCCGUCGGCGUGGGGCUGCCUCUCACCGUGGACCCCAAGAAGCUGGCACCUUUCAGUGCAGUAAAGCAGGAGCAGCUUUCCCCACGGGGCCAGGCUGGUCCCCCCGAGAGCCUGGGAGCACCUACAGCCCAGGAGAUGUCUGUGCUGAGAGGGACAGCCCUGGGCUCGGUCCCAGGCGGGAGCAUCACCAGAGGCAUCCCCAGCACACGGGUGCCCUCCGAGAGCCCCAGCACCUACCGGGGCUCCAUCACCCACGGCACCCCAGCUGAUGUCCUGUACAAGGGCACCAUCACCAGGAUCAUCGGUGAGGACAGCCCAAGUCGCCUGGACCGGGCCCGGGAAGACAGCCUGCCCAAGGGCCACGUCAUCUACGAAGGCAAGAAGGGCCACGUCCUGUCCUACGAGGGUGGCAUGUCUGUGUCGCAGUGCUCCAAGGAGGACGGCCGGAGCAGCUCAGGGCCACCCCACGAGACGGCCGCCCCCAAGCGCACCUACGACGUGAUGGAGGGCCGGGUGGGCAGAGCCAUCCCCUCAGCAGGCAUCGAGGGUCUCAUGGGCCGGGCCAUCCCUCCCGAGCGGCACAGCCCCCACCUCAAGGAGCAGCACCACAGCCGAGGCUCCAUCACGCAAGGGAUCCCACGGUCCUACGUGGAGGCCCAGGAGGACUACCUGCGCCGGGAGGCCAAGCUCCUGAAGCGCGAGGGCACGCCGCCGCCACCCCCACCGCCGCCGCGGGACCUGGCCGAGGCCUACAAGACCCGGCCCUUGGAGGCCCUGGGCCCCCUGAAGCUGAAGCCGGCCCAGGAGGGCCUGGUGGCCACCGUGAAGGAAGCCGGCCGCUCCAUCCACGAGAUCCCCCGCGAGGAGCUGCGGCGCACGCCCGAGCUGCCCCUGGCCCCACGGCCGCUCAAGGAGGGCUCCAUCACACAGGGCACCCCCCUGAAGUACGACUCGGGCGCGUCCUCCACCGGCACCAAGAAGCACGACGUGCGCUCCAUCAUCGGCAGCCCUGGCCGCACCUUCCCACCGGUGCACCCGCUGGACGUGAUGGCGGAUGCCCGGGUGCUGGAGCGCACCUGCUACGAGGAGAGCCUGAAGGGCCGGCCGGGCACCGUGGGCAGCGCCGGGGGCUCCAUCACCCGCGGGGCCCCAGUCAUCGUGCCCGAGCUGGGCAAGCCGCGGCAGAGCCCCCUGGCCUACGAGGACCACGGGGCCCCCUUCGCCAGCCACCUGCCCCGUGGCUCGCCCGUGACCACCCGGGAGCCCACACCACGCCUGCAGGAAGGCAGCCUGUCCUCCAGCAAGGCGUCCCAGGACCGGAAGCUGACCUCGACGCCCCGAGAGGUGGCCAAGAGCCCACACAGCACGGUGCCCGAGCACCACCCACACCCCAUCUCGCCCUACGAGCACCUGCUGCGGGGCGUGAGCGGCGUGGACCUGUACCGAGGGCACAUCCCGCUGGCCUUCGACCCCACCUCCAUACCCCGCGGGAUCCCUCUGGAAGCAGCCGCUGCCUACUACCUGCCCCGGCACCUGGCCCCCAACCCCACGUACCCGCACCUGUACCCGCCGUACCUCAUCCGCGGCUACCCGGACACGGCGGCGCUGGAGAACCGCCAGACCAUCAUCAACGACUACAUCACCUCGCAGCAGAUGCACCACAACGCCGCCAGCGCCAUGGCCCAGCGCGCCGACAUGCUGCGGGGCCUCUCGCCCCGGGAGUCCUCGCUGGCGCUCAACUACGCCGCCGGCCCGCGAGGCAUCAUUGACCUGUCCCAAGUGCCACACCUGCCAGUGCUGGUGCCCCCGACACCAGGCACCCCCACGGCUGCCGUGGACCGCCUGGCCUACCUGCCCACGGCGCCCGCGCCCUUCAGCAGCCGGCACAGCGGCUCCCCGCUGUCCCCAGGAGGUGCCUUGACCAAGCCCGCGGGCGCAGCCUCGUCGGAGCGGGAGCGGGAUCGGGAUCGCGAGCGGGACAAGUCCAUCCUCACGUCCACGGCGACGGUGGAGCACGCGCCCAUCUGGAGACCCGGUACCGAGCAGAGCAGCAGCAGCAACGGCAGCGGCGGCCGCCCCGCCCCCCACCCCCACCAGCUCUCGCCCAUCUCCCCCCGGACGCAGGACGCCCUGCAGCAGAGGCCCAGCGUGCUGCACAACGCAGGCCCGAAGGGCACCGCCGCCUCCCUGGAGUCCAGCACGCCCACGGUCCUGAGGUGCACCUCCACCUCCUCACCCGUCCGCCCAGCUGCCAGCUUCCCCCCCGCCACCCACUGCCCGCUGGGUGGCGCCCUCGAUGGGGUCUGCCCAACCCUGAUGGAGCCGGUCCUGCUGCCCAAGGAGGCGCCACGGGCCCCACGGCCGGAGCGGCCCCGCGCGGACGCCGGCCACGCCUUCCUCCCUAAGCCCCUGGCCCGCGAGCCUGCCUCCUCCCCCGGCAAGAGCUCCGAGCCCCGGCCCCUCGCGCCCCCCGGCUCCAGCCACGCGGCCACCGCCCGCGCCCCAGCCAAGAGCCUCGCAGCCCAGCACGCCAGCCCGGACCCGCCGGCCCCGCCCGCCUCGGCCUGCGACGCGCACCGGGAAAAGACUCAAAGUAAACCCUUUUCCACCCAGGAUCUGGAGCUGCGCGCUCUGGGUAAGACCACCCUGACAGCGGCCACCUUCAUAGACGCGAUAAUCAUGCGUCAAAUUGCUCACGAUAAGGGGCCGCGAGAAGGAGGUUCGCUGGCCAACGACUCCCCUCGCGAUGGCUACCACGGUGGGUACAGCCCCGAGGGGGUGGAGCCCAUCAGCCCAGUAAGCUCGCCCAGCCUGACCCACGACAAGGGGCUCCCCAAGCACCUGGAGGAGCUGGACAGGAGCCACCUGGACGCCGAGCUGCGACACAAGCAGCCAGGCCCCGCGAAGCUCGGCCCAGAGGCCGCCCACCUCCCACACCUGCGGCCACUGCCCGAGAGCCAGUCCGUGUCCAGCCCGUUGCUCCAGACUGCCCCUGGGGUCAAAGGUCACCAGCGGGUGGUCACCUUGGCACAGCACAUCAGCGAGGUGAUCACGCAGGACUACACCCGCCACCACCCGCAGCAGCUCAGCGCGCCCCUCCCCGCCCCCCUCUACUCCUUCCCUGGAGCCAGCUGCCCCGUCCUGGACCUCCGCCGCCCACCCGGUGAUCUCUACCUCCCACCCCCCGACCAUGGCGCCCCGGCCCGCGGGUCCCCCCACAGCGAAGGGGGCAAGAGGUCUCCAGAGCCAAGCAAGACGUCAGUUCUGGGCAAUGAGGACAGCAUUGAACCUGUGUCCCCACCGGAGGGCAUGACAGAACCAGGCCACCCCCGGAGUGCCAUCUACCCCCUGCUAUAUCGGGAUGGGGAGCAGGCAGAGCCCAGCAGGAUGGGCUCCAAGUCCCCAGGGAACACCAGCCAGCCGCCAGCCUUCUUCAGCAAGCUGACUGAGAGCAACUCGGCCAUGGUCAAGUCGAAGAAGCAGGAGAUCAACAAGAAGCUGAACACGCACAACCGGAACGAGCCGGAAUACAAUAUUGGCCAGCCCGGGACAGAGAUCUUCAACAUGCCCGCCAUCACCGGAGCAGGCCUCAUGACCUGUAGAAGCCAGGCGGUGCCGGAGCACGCCAGCACCAACCUGGGGCUGGAGGCCAUAAUUAGAAAGGCUCUCAUGGGUAAAUAUGACCAGUGGGAGGAGCCCCCGCCGCUCGGCGCCAAUGCUUUUAACCCUCUGAGUGCCAGUGCCAGUCUGCCCGCUGCCGCUAUGCCCAUAACUGCUGCUGACGGACGGAGCGACCACACGCUCACCUCGCCAGGUGGAGGCGGGAAGGCCAAGGUCUCUGGCAGACCCAGUAGCCGAAAAGCCAAGUCCCCAGCCCCGGGCCUGGCGUGCGGGGACCGGCCGCCCUCUGUCUCCUCGGUGCACUCAGAGGGAGACUGCAACCGCCGGACACCGCUCACCAGCCGUGUGUGGGAGGACCGGCCCUCGUCUGCAGGUUCCACACCCUUCCCCUGCAACCCGCUGUUCAUACGGCUGCAGGCGGGCGCCAUGGCCUCCCCGCCCCCGCCAGGCCUCCCUGCGGGCAGUGGGCCCCUGGCCGGCCCGCACCACGCCUGGGACGAGGAGCCCAAGCCUCUGCUGUGCUCACAGUACGAGACGCUCUCCGACAGCGAGUGACUCCAGACGGGCAGCAGGAGCCCCAGGCGAGGCCUGGCAGGGUGGCCUCCGACGCGCCCGCCAAGGAAAGAGCCCCGAGUCUGCCUGCGCGUCCAUCCGUCCGUCUGUCCACCCGAGCUGGCAUCCUCGCCUGUCUAAAGCCUUAACUAAGACCCCGACUCCGGCUGGCCCUGCACAGUGACCUUACUCAGGGCACGUUCACCUGGUGCUCGGGAGGGGAGGGGAGGGGAGGGCAGCAGGCCCGGGAGGGGGCACAGUGAGCGCAUGGUGACCACAUGCACGCGGCCGGGGCCACCAGGGACCCGAAAGGAUGACCAGGCUCCUCCAUGCCACUGCCUCCCCCCUUAAUGCAUUUGGAACCAAAGUCUAAACUGAGCUAGCAGCCCCUGCCCCCUGCCUCCCAUCCUGCUUAGUGCUCUGGACAGACGGACACAGCCCUGUCUAGCCUCCAGCACUCUCGUCACAGUCCCCUUUGGCUGCCCCAUGAGACUGCUGGAAACCAAGUCAGACCAGGCGGGCAGACGAAAGGGCCAGGUGCGGCCUGGGGCAAGCGGAUGCUCCAAGGAACUGGACUGUUUCCUUCACGCCCGUUGCCGCAGCGUGGGAAGGAAAGGCGGUGUAAAUGAUGUAUGGGUUUACAGGGUAUAUUUUUGAUACCUUCAGUGAAUUAAUUCAGAUGUUUUAUGCAAAGAAGGACUCACCCAGUAUUAUUGCUGCUGUGCUUUCGAUCUCUGCUUACGUUGGAGAGGUGUGUGCAGGCCAACAGUCGGUGAUCCCAUUGUCCACAGGACCCAGAGGGCAGGGGCCGCCGGCUCACAAGCCCCUGUGCCCUCCCUCCCUCCCUUCCUUGGGCAGAACAAAUUUGAUGCGUGUUCUGUGGCCACCAUCUGCGCAUGGUGGUGGCUCUCUGUCAUUUACACACAUUGUUCUAAUUAAAAGCAAAUCAUAC